Molecule: messenger RNA, 1851 nt
Organism: Emericellopsis cladophorae
Lineage: Eukaryota; Fungi; Ascomycota; Sordariomycetes; Hypocreales; Bionectriaceae
Product: Glutamyl-tRNA(Gln) amidotransferase subunit B-like protein
Exons: 1
Coding region: 1-1851 (616 amino acids)
Biological process (GO): mitochondrial translation; glutaminyl-tRNAGln biosynthesis via transamidation
Molecular function (GO): glutaminyl-tRNA synthase (glutamine-hydrolyzing) activity
Source: RefSeq, a predicted model, not a curated record
AUGAGACGAACUGCCACGGCCGAACUCGGUCGCUAUCUGCUUCAAGGCAGACUCUCGACGCGGGGCUGCCUCAAAAUCUCCCAACGUGCCGUUUGUCGACAGUCCUCCCUACGAACCAGCCUCGCUGGCGCCAGCCGCUCCCUCCAGACCGCGUCGACGUCGCAGCCUGCUGGGCCGCCCAUUGUGCCACUCCGAAAACAAUGGCGCGACGAAGCGAAACAGGCAAAGAAGCAUGGAAAGGGCAAAGCCAAGAAAGACUCGCAAACGGUGGAUGGGUGGGAGCUGACGGUGGGCAUUGAGGUACACGCGCAACUCAACACAUCCAAAAAACUCUUUUCGCCCGCUGUCACAUCAUUCAACGACGAUCCGAAUAGCCAUGUCGCACUCUUCGAUGUGGCCAUGCCAGGCAGCCAGCCUCUCUUUCAGAACGAGGUGCUGAUACCCGCCUUGCGCGCUGCUCUGGCAUUGAAUUGCGACAUUCAGAAGACCAGUCGCUUCGACCGAAAACACUACUUCUGGUGGGAUCAGCCUUCGGGGUACCAGAUCACCCAAUACUACGAAUCGUUUGCGAAGAAUGGCCAGAUUACGCUACUUGCGCGCGACGGCAUUGCCCCCCAGGAUGGAGACAGUGUCACUAUCGGCAUACAAAAGGUGCAGCUGGAGCAGGAUACGGCCAAGACACUCGCUCAAAGUGACGAUACCCAACUGCUGGACUUUAAUCGUGUCGGUGUACCCCUGAUUGAAAUCAUCACCGAGCCGCAGAUGCACUAUCCUCGCACGGCUGCUGUGCUGGUUCGCAAGAUCCAGAUGCUCCUCAACACAGUGGAUGCUUGUGUCUCGGGCAUGGAGACUGGCGGUCUUCGUGCAGACGUCAACGUUUCUGUCCGCAGGCAAGGCGACCCGAAUACCCCCUUGGGCACCCGCACAGAGAUCAAGAACUUGAGCACCAUCAAAGCGGUCGAGGACGCCAUCAUCGCCGAACGCGACCGUCAGAUCCGCGAGCUUGAGGCCGGCGGGACGAUUGCGGGGGAAACAAGGGGCUGGGCCGUCGGGUCGACGGAAACACGUCGCCUGCGUGGCAAGGAAGGUGAAGUGGACUAUCGCUACAUGCCGGAUCCCGACCUUGCGCCUGUCGUUAUUGGAGAGGACCUGGUGCAACAUCUUCGACAGACACUGGCCGUAUCGCCAGACAUGGAGCUGGACAAGCUGAUUGCUGAGUUCGGGUUGACCGCAAAGGACGCCGUUUCCCUACUGAACCUGGACAACGGUGCACGUGUGCAGUACUUUUACAGGGUCCUCAACGGCCUCGAGACCAUGCUCCAAGCCAACGCUGGCGGGGAGGAGAUGCCUGUUCUGAAGAGCUACGCAGGUGUGGUGGGCAAUUGGACGAUCCAUGAAUUGGGGCGGUUGACGACGUCAAAGGCUGGGCCUUUCAGUCAAGUGGAGCUCGACUUCACCCCGGGAGGCGAGUGCGCGCAAGUGCCGGACGCUGAGCUCUCACAACUGUUGUACCAGCUGUACACCAAACGCAUCACCGGCAAAGUGGCAAAGGAACUCCUCAUGGGUCUCUAUCUAGGCGAUCUCGACGCCGGUAUACUGGAGACCAUUGAAUCGCGAGAUCUCUGGUUCCAGGAGCUCAGCACAGAAGAGUACAACGUGCAGAUUGACACGGUGUUGGAGGGUGAGGAAAGGGUGUUGCAUGAGCUUGUCAAGGCCGACGUGUUUCCGCAGAGGAAACUCAUGUUCUUGAUUGGCAAGAUGAUACGGUCCGGGCCGACCGAGAGGAUUGACCCGGCGACGGCAGAGCAACUUCUGAGGACGCGUAUUGCGGAGCUCCGCGCUGGGGCGUGA